Molecule: messenger RNA, 6410 nt
Organism: Uranotaenia lowii
Lineage: Eukaryota; Metazoa; Arthropoda; Insecta; Diptera; Culicidae
Gene: TTLL5
Product: tubulin polyglutamylase TTLL5
Exons: 7
Coding region: 1049-4048 (999 amino acids)
Biological process (GO): protein polyglutamylation; microtubule cytoskeleton organization
Cellular component (GO): cilium
Molecular function (GO): tubulin-glutamic acid ligase activity; tubulin binding
Source: RefSeq, a predicted model, not a curated record
UCGAUGUCACCAACAAAGUCGUGUCACGGGAGACAAGGGUGCAGCAAACAGACCGGCAAGUUUGGGUCAGCUCUCUGACAACAUCGAGGCUCUCUUGGCGCAACCGAACUCGAUUGUGAAUACGAUAUGAGGGGACCGUCCUUGGAACACGUGGACAAACUUCUAGUACCAGUUAACAGAAUAACCUGCCAAUUGAUGAAAACAUAUUUAUGGGGUGUAAUGCUUUCCUCAGACACCGAAUGUUAUGGAGCUAAGCUACGGACGAACCCCUCUAUAGGCUACCACGAAGUUCACACAGUUCCGUUGUUGACUGGCCGUAAUGUUUGCACGGCCACGGCCAACAUUUGGGAGAGCCGCGCGUCGCAGUUUUCUGCAAACAUCUGAUCGUGCCGCAUGUGUGUUCAGUCGAGCUGCCAGCAAUUACUUCAUCGCCAGUCAUUGUGUAUCCUUAGCUGGUCCGAAGAAGACAUCUUCAUCUGCGGAGAUUUUUUUUUAUUUCUCCAUUCACUCGUACGUCAGACAAUCGAUGUCGCACAUUUUGGACAAGCCCAGGAGCAAACGAGUAUGCGACAAUCUGCGACACCAUCUGGGUGAUUAAAGGGACGAUUGCCGAGGAUAUUCUUAGGAUGUGCUAGGACACAGAAAAGUGCAGCAAGACGAGCAAAAUUUAGUGUGUACUCAAAUUAUCUGCAGUGUGUGGUGAGCAAGCGUCUGGAUUUGUGAAUUUCGGAACCGAACCGAUAUCGAUAGAAAAAAGGCAAGAUAUUCAAACGCCUACAAACACAGUGAUAGGAGCAGUAAGGUUCUCUGCAGAAGUGAUUAGGCGGCUCCAGUGUCUCUCCCCCUCUUUCGCGCUGCUUAGUCACCGAACCGAACAGAAUCCUAAUCAUUAGCAGGCAGCCACGUUAUCGAACCUGGUGCGGGAAUAAAAGCUUCUUUGAACUUGGAACUCGAAAUGGAUUUCGGUUGCAGCCGGAACGUCUGAAUCAGCAUCCCUCGAAAAUUUUGACGAAAACUCAACGGUUACUCCAGUUUGGACUUUUUUAUUAUGCCUAUUUCGGACAAACCUCGGCUAAAUUCGCUAAGCGCCAAAAAAACUUCUGUUACCCCGAACCCGUGGGUAACUGGUGGUCCACCGGGAGGUAAAGAUGCGGUUCUCGUUUUCCGGACCACAGCCUUGUCCCCGGUAAAUGCCAACGGAGAUGGCGUCUCCGAUAGUGCGUCCGGAACCUCUUCGGAUCUGUCGACGGUGACUGCUUCCGGGUCGGGAUCAACGAAGGAUCAGACAAGCAAGUCAGUCAAUGAGCAUAACUCAAAGCUGCACGCUGCAACACUGCCUAAAAAUUUUAACGUGCAACGAAAAUCCGAUAGUAUAAGUAGCACACCUAGCAAUAGUCAAGAUGAUGAGGAUGACGAAGAUGAUGACGAUGAAGAAGCGGACGAAGACGAAGAGCAUGAUGAUAAUGGCGAGGAGGAAGGUGAAGGGGAGGGAGAUGAGGAAGAAGAAGCAAACUCCCAGGAUGAGGCUGGUCCUUCGUCCAACGUAGAACAAACCAAAGAUACCAACUCUAAAAAACGUCAUCUAGAAUCGUCUUCUUCGUCUAGCUCUUUGAGCAACGCAUCCUUAGCCAGUCGGGACGGCGACGAACCCGAGGCAGAACUGCCAACUUCUAAAUCAGAACCGCUCCUUACCACGGUCGAGAAAAAAACAACCCGCAAGAGUCAAGAAAAUAAAGAAAAUCAAAGCGCGGUUCGGGCUGAAAUGCCAGCCUCUCAGCUUAACAUAUUCUACAAAUUUAUCAAUACCGAAACUAGGCUUUUGCGGAAGAUUUUGAACGCUCACGGCAUGGGCGAAAGUGGCUCAGACAGUAACGAUUUCAAUUUACUAUGGACGGGUAUCCAUUUGAAACCGGAUAUCCUCCGGAACUUGGCCCCGUAUCAACGGGUUAACCAUUUUCCUAGGUCCUACGAGCUAACGCGUAAAGAUAGACUCUACAAAAACAUUGAACGCAUGCAGCAUUUACGGGGUCACAAACACUUCGAUAUAGUGCCACAGUCGUUUUUGCUACCACAAGACUAUAAAGAACUUAUCGUUGCUCACAAUAAGUGUCGCGGGCCAUGGAUUGUAAAGCCGGUAGCAUCAAGCCGAGGUCGAGGAAUCUUCAUAGUAAACUCGCCAGAUCAGAUAGCCUCCUAUGAACAGGUGGUGGUAGCCAAAUACAUCACGGAUCCUCUCUGCAUUGACGGCCACAAGUGUGAUAUCCGGUUGUAUGUGGCUGUUACUUCAUUCGACCCGCUCAUCAUCUACCUGUACGAGGAAGGUUUGGUUCGACUGGCUACUGUAAAAUACGACCGUGCUGCCGAAAACUUAUGGAAUCCUUGCAUGCAUCUGUGCAACUACAGCAUCAACAAAUAUCACACGGACUACAUCAAGUCGAACAAUGCCGGAGACGAGGACGUUGGGCACAAAUGGACCCUUAGCGCUUUACUGAGACACCUACGCAGUCAAGGUUGCAAUACCGAACAGUUGAUGAUGAACAUCGAGGAUUUGCUCAUAAAAGCGAUUUUCUCGUGUACGCAACCGAUUGUUUCGGCCUGUCGAAUGUUUGUUCCACAUAUCGGUAACUGCUUCGAGUUGUACGGUUUUGAUAUUUUGAUAGACGAUACGCUGAAACCUUGGUUGUUGGAAAUCAACCUCUCGCCUUCGCUUGGCUGUGAUACUCCUCUAGAUACGAAAGUGAAAGCAUGCUUGCUAACGGAUCUGCUAACCAUGGUUGGCAUCCCGGCCAUCAGUCCGCUCCAAAAAGCCUGUUACGAUAGCAAAGGUCAGAAAAUAAGGAAUCUUUCGACACCGUAUAGACGGGUGAAUUCGGCAGAUUUUGUGCACACAACCGGAACUAGCGGUAAAAAAGAUGGAGAUUCCACGAAGAAAAUUCCAUCUACGCUCAGUGCUUUAACAGCCGAAGAGUUGAAGAUCGUCCGCUUCGCUCGUGCACAAUAUGAACGCCGUGGGGGUUUCGUAAGGAUUUUCCCCACCAGCGACAGCAUGGCACGAUAUGCAUCGAUUCUGGACCCCAUAACAGGCAUACCGACCUCGGCUGCAACGUCCGCUGGAAGUGGAACUUACUUGAUGGUCAUUCCGCACAACUACAAUCAAAUGUUACACUCGCAACUCUUCCCGGCGGGAAGCGAAUCGGAAAACAGAAUCGUUCAUCGCAUACAAAAGUAUGAGCGCGCCUUAGAAAGCUCUCUUCCGAUUACUAUCGGUCCAAAACAUACGGCACCGAAAUGCGUCGACGAAGCGAAGCGAUUACGACAACAGAUAAGGAAACUCAUCGAAAACGGCAACGAACUGAGCAUACUGCAAGCUAGGCGAGCAUUCGGUCUGUACUUGGAAUACAUUCUAAAACGGUUAUCUUCGGAACCAAAGCAAAGCCACGAAGAAUUGGUGAUGAAAUUCCUGUAUCGAGUUGGGGCGCACAUGAAGACGCCAUUCUUUUUCAGAAACUUCGGUAACAAAGCUUUGGGCAAGGAUCGUGGGGCAAUGGUUGCAAAGCAACUGGGAGAUUACCUGCAUCUGUAUAACAAAGAAACGGAAGCGUUUGUUGAUUCCUUUGAUCUCGUGGGAAUGAUCCCGAUCAAGCUGUUUGAUGAUUUCCUAUCACAAGCCAGCGAGGCCGAUUUGGAAUCGGUCCUAACACUGCACACCAAUUUCACGCAGUCGAUGCCAUUCCUGUACAACGGUUGCUCCACUAACAUUCCCCCAACGCCACCGAUCCCGGUGGGAGCUCACGGGUUUCUGAAGGCGAUGCCAUGCAUGGCACCGGGCGGAACCAACAAAGAACUAAUCCGUCUGGAUCCUUACUACAAGAGCAACGAGGUGAUGGCCCGAAACAGCCGUACAGGACUAGCAACGACCGUCGGGCGCACCGAGUAUGGUAGAGCGGAUCGAAUGGCUCGACUGUCACCUAUGAAGAAAAAACCUCCGGUCGGUAAUAUGGUGAAAUCCUCGCGGGAAAGAGAUCAACGAUCCAACUGGCUUUACUAGGUUAGGCAUGCGUUACAACGGUUUUUUUUGAGUGCAUACUCCUAGCGAUAUUUCGGCUUAACGUUCAUUCGAUAAAGUAUCAAUUUACUAGGUAUUCGUUCGAAUUUCAUCAAAAAACAGAAACGUACUCUGAACUUAAAACUAAUGGUACUUUUUUUUCAAACACUCGUAGUACUAUUAGAUCGAAAACUGCCUUGAAGAGCCAAAUAUUCUGUUAAAUAAAAUUUAGGGAGCUAUCAUGUUAUAUCAAAUUUGUGGUCACCAGAAGAACAGUUUAUUUUUUAUUAAUUCAAUAAUUUAUUUAUUUAAUUUCUUUCGAUGAAUGCAUGUUCACCACGGAGUAAGAAUGUUGAUUUUUUUUAAUGAUUAAUUUGUUAUGAAAUAUCCUCGCGCCAGAGGAAAACCAGAUAACAAUUGAUCAGUAUUAAUUCCUCCACCAACCGUUAACAGAUAAGUAACUUAUUACAAGCAGAUAAAAAAAAAUCAAUUUAACUAACUUGUUCAUUCUUGCAUGGGAUUGUUUCAUUAGGCUUUUGAAUACUAGUCAUCUGUUCUAGUGAGUGAUUCGUUUUAUAAAUAAAACGUCGCCCAAAGUAGCAUUGCGAAACUCAACAAAUAAAGUAAUCUGCAACUUGUGAUAUAUUUUGAUGAUUUUAUCACCCAAUCAAAUAGAGAUAAAAGUUGUUUGUUUUAAUUUCACAGAAAAUAUUAAGGAAUCCUCAUAAGAAAUCAGUGGAAAUUUUGGGGAUGAAAUAAUUAAAUACUUGGAAAGGCCGAACAAUCAUUAUUGUUACAACAAGUGUGAGUGUGUAUAAGAUUGAACUGCAGAGGAUUAAAUUGUAAAAACGAAAGAAAAGAAAAAAACAGUUUAUAAAGGUUCUCUUUGAACACCUAACAUUUAGACGUAGCAAAAAUUAAAAAAAAAAACGCUACCGAAGCAAUAGAUCUAGUCACGAGAUAGAUUUCCUAACUUGAAACAGUUACACCAACAAGCAGUAGUAGUUAAUAUUAUGUGCACUUUUUCUCCACCUGGACGGUGUUCUAGUAGAAGGAGCGAAUCAAAAUUCUUCUUUAAAAUAUAGAUUCCAGCCAGCCCAAAAAAAGUCGGCGAGAUUGAGCAUAGUUAACUUUCUGUUAGUGAUACAUCUUAGCCAUCGGAACCGACUUAAGCAGAAGAAUAAGACCUAUAGAGUGAUUCGUACAAACAUAUAUUUUUGAUAUUAGCAGUUGCAAUUUUUCAACAAAUCUGUAAAAAGAAACAUGAGUUUUAGCAGUUGUAUUUGGUUUAAUCUACCGUAAAACACAAAUGCUUUCAUCUGGAAAGCCACUAUAUAUACAUGCAUUGCAAAAAGGGUAGUACCGCACACAUAUAUCUACUUUAUAAGAAAUCAAUUACUCGAGCUAUCCCGUUUUAAAUUUUUGAAGCAUAGAAAACUCGACAAAAUCGAUAAAACAUCUUUUAUCGAAUAUUUAUACAGCAACAAACAUUCGCGCAGAAAACGCAAACAGUCACACAUUUUAAGCACAAACUUAGCGUAAGUCGUUCACUUGUUACCGCAUUUCGUCCGAAAAAAAAAACAAUACUAAAAGCAACCAUUGUGUAGGGAAACGCACAUGUUCUAAAAGAAACAUAAAUUUACUGGCUACAACGAUUGCAAUUUGACCUCACGAUUCUAGUAGAAACAGGUAAAAUCAAACAAUCAUCCCGCAAGCGUUUUUUCUAAACUACCACAACAAAGUUUAAUUAAUGCCUAACUACUUAUUCUAUAAGCGAGAGUUUGUACCAAUUAAUUAUUUUACCGCUAUCGUAAGAAUUUAUUUAAACAAAAAAGUCGACUUUUUCUUUUGGAAAUAAAAACCGGUGUUGUCAUCCAUCUCAUGGACUCGAAAAUAUUUUUGAAUUCAGUUUUUAUGACUUCGUGAAAGUAUGGUACCCAACACGGAUAAAUUUGAGAAAAAGCAUGAGCAUAUCAUUUAAUGCAAGUGCUCUUGGCAUCCACUUUAUAAAUACUCAACUCAAUUUUAUGCAAGUAAUUGUUUCGUUGUUUGAUUUAUGAUUAUUUUUUCGAUCGGUGUCAUUGUUGAUAACCUAAUAAUUAAUAACCUAAUACUAUUUAUUGAAAGUUAUCGUUUUAUAUUGAUCGACUCAACGGUAAAACUCAUUGUCUGUGCUUCAGAAUUUUGAUCAAAGCCGUUAUAAAUUGAUGCAAACCAAUGUGUACAUAUGGCUUUGCGGAUUUCUUAAAAAAAAAACGAAAAUAUAUAUCCCUCAAGUAACGAAUCCUGCUUAUAAAAAAGUUUCUAUUCUGAAGAAUCUAAGACACUUAUCACUAAACUGAAAGGAAAUAAAAAGAAAAUAAAC